UGACAGGUCAAGUCACCGGGGACAUUCUAAACAACGGUGUGCUCUUCCGAUAGUGAUUACGUUCAACCAGAGAAAGCGGAUAAACCUCACAAAUGACAUCCUAUGUGAUGAUUCAAACGUGCACAUAUUCCCUCCGAAUUUCGAGUAGGUGUUUAUCAUAUUUAGGCAUCGAGCGAAAUGGGGCUCCCAAGUGUCAAGACCUCCCAGCUUGCAUGAAUCCCGCCUGUGAAUCCGGACCAAGCAGAAUCGCAAGUUACCUGUUUAUUUCCCAGUCUCAAUGCUAUUGAUGAUUUUGACGUCAACAUAGCGUAAACUUUCGAGCAGGCCUAUUAAAAUGUAAAAGUGCAUGUUAUAUCAUUCAGGUUUUUUUUUGUCGAGAGACAACAAAGUCGGUCAUUAACAAAACAUUCAACAUUUCGUCAAUGUCAUUACUAUAUCCAAAAACAUGGGAGGUAUUUAUCUCCGGAAGUACCAACUUGUUGGCCCAAAGUGCCAUUUCCACGUAAAUUGUUUUCAACAGGCACCGGUUACUGUAUGUCUGGCAGCUGUGUUAUACAGUAUGCAUGACACAUUGUUACAGGUGGAUUCCCUGUCAUGCCUUGAGGUUAUUUCUUUUGAAGGAUGUGGCAUCAAUAGCCUUACUGCUGCACCUACAACUCCUAGUGGAACCAAAUGCUUCUCAUCCCAUCUACGUUUCACUGACAAAUUGUGUACUUUUCCACAAGCUAGAAAGCACUUUUACACAACAAAAUGCACUUCACUUUUAAGGGCCGAUGUCUAAAAACCAAUGUAAGUAAAUGCCAAUGAAUGAACCAAGUUUGUGUAGAGGCCUAAUGGGAAUGACAGUGUAUCUUCACAGCCCUUUGACAGUCAUUCUUUCAUCAGUGACCAGUAAUUAGAUCAAACGAUUCUGCUCUUUUGAGCAGUGCUUGACCAGAAGAACUUGGUGUCGGCUAAUUAACUACUGAAUCAGUCAGCAACAUCCCUUGGACAAGUGCCAGGCCUUGGAUCAAGAAGGCUGACAACAGGCUUGUGAAACCCAACUCAUGUGAGCAGUCACGAAUCGGGAUAUCUUGGAUAACUACCUACUUGACUAUCCCUGACCAGAGAUAAAGGGUGUGAGGACAAUAAUCAGAAUGAGAAUCGCAGGCCUUUCUCAUGUCGGUAUUGAUGAUACCCUCUCAUCAUUCAGGAUUAUAAAUCGUAGUCACACAAUGUCCCCUCUUAAGGGGCUCAGGUCCUCUAGAAGAGCAUCUAUCUGGCAGUAGAGUAUCUCUCCAAGCCCACUAUGAAGAGCACGCAGAAAUUACAAGAGUGCCCUUUCGAAGCUGUGACAUCUGCAGGUUCCAUUAUUGGCAAUUGGCUCCGAUUGGCGGAGAAGGCUGCCGACUCCCCCAGAUCUGCCCAUGUGCUCUUUGUCACUGCCAAGGAGGAGCUCGAGAAGGUUGAGAGCCUGAGGACCCAGGCUGGGGCUCAGGUGGUGCAGCUGGACAGUCUGACUCUUAGGAACAGGACCCUGACCAGGCUCUUUGAUGGGGCCAUGCGGUCACGCCUGUUGGGCAUGGCCACGGACUGUGGUCAACGCUGGGACCGCCUACAUGGGACCAUUGAGAGUGUUUGCCGCAGACUCAAGCACCGUGUGUCCCAGCGGGAGGAGUUUGAGGGCCAGCGGGAGGAGAUGGCUGUGUGGCUUGCUGACAUGGACCUUAGGCUGACCGAGGUGGAACACUUCUCUGGAUGGGACACCUGUGACAAGAUGUGGGAGCUGCAGGCGCUGAUCCAGAAGAGCGAGCCAGAGGACGUCCAAGACAUCGAGGCGGGGCUGCAGGAGCUGCUGCUCUACUCUGCCCACGUAUUUGAGGGAGUGGGCCGUCUGCACACACGCCUGCUCAGCAUGAGACUGGUGUUUGAGGAUGACUGUGUACUGACUCAAGCCUCUGACUCCGGCUGUCCGUCUGAGGUCCUGUUGGAGCAGGAUGGUGUGUUUGAGAAGAGCAGCGCCCCAGACCAGCAGAACCCCCCCCCCAACCUGGACCACAUGGUGCUGGAGUGGGACCCCUCCGUCGACAUCGGGGGCCCCGUCUCCCAAUCCAACGCCGACUUGUCAUGUUUCAGCGCCAACACAGAUCGAGAAAAGCCAUUGGCCAGAGAUGGUGUAAAGAGGCGGAGUUACCUCAGCUACAUAGGCUCUCAGUCUGAUAUAAAUGACAGAGCAGCAGAGGAAAUGGGGCCGGAGAGGAGGUUUGAGUAUGCAGGCCCAGUGGUGUUCUCAACUCCCACAAUCCAGAGUGUCAGAGAUGACAAACCUCUACUCUCUGGCCACUGGAUGACCUCCAUGCCCGAUGGACCCUCCCAGGAGCCUGUGAGCUUUGACCCGCAUCAGCGCCUGGCUGGGACAGACACACGGACACACUGUCCCCUCUAAAGCCCCCUCGGUCCAACAGCACAGAGCCUGCUCCAAGGUUGUCCAGACCAACAGUACUUGGAAGUGUGCUGGUUGCUCUGAGGGAAGCCACAGUCUCAGGUACAUCCCCGUUCAGACACGCCCCCAGGAGCUGUGUUUGACCCCCUACACCUGACAGUCAUGUGACCUCCAGCUCAAGUCUGAUAGGAUGGCUUGUAGA
Molecule: messenger RNA, 2624 nt
Organism: Oncorhynchus gorbuscha (pink salmon)
Lineage: Eukaryota; Metazoa; Chordata; Actinopteri; Salmoniformes; Salmonidae
Product: nesprin-2-like
Exons: 10
Coding region: 1289-2425 (378 amino acids)
Cellular component (GO): meiotic nuclear membrane microtubule tethering complex; nuclear envelope
Source: RefSeq, a predicted model, not a curated record